Messenger RNA from Paramecium octaurelia, 1547 nucleotides. NCBI's taxonomy places the organism in Eukaryota, Ciliophora, Oligohymenophorea, Peniculida, Parameciidae. The record is from the annotation of a GenBank genome assembly.
AUGACCGAAGUUUGCCAACCUGAUUAAACAGGCUUCUUUCAUUCGUGUGGUUAAUUUAGUUAAUGUGAAUAGAAUGCAGCAACAUUAAUUUAUUCAUGCUAGCAUGAUUCUCCAUUUACACCAAAGGCAGGAAUAAUUAUAUCAUAUAUUCUUACACCUGUUUUAAUUGGCAUCGGUAUUCUAGGGGGAAUGGGAGGUAUUUAUAUUGUCGUUAGAAUUUUCAGGUGGAGUAUUGAAAGGACCACUUUUGGAAAUGAUUCUUAAUUACUCUUAAAGUGAAGCAACUCAUAUCGCAUAUUGUUUUAUGUUUGGAGGUACUCUCCUCAACACAGCUCUAUUGAUGUUUGAAAAGUAAAAAGUUUCAUUAUGAAUAGAAAUCCAGAGGACGAGCGAAGACCAAUCAUAAAUUACAGAAUUGCUAUAAUAUUUAAUCUUGCAGUACCAUUUGCCACCAAUCUUGGCUCCUCCUUAGCCUCAUUUCUACCUUAAUUAUACACUCUCAUUUUAUAAGAACUGUUUUUAUUUGGAGUAGCCCCUAUUCUUUGGUAAAAAGGUAUGAUAUAGAAUAAUUCUGUAAAAUAGCUAAGGAUGCUAAAAAUGCAGAACUCAAAAUAAGCGACGGAUCCAAAAAAGAGAAUACUCAAAAUUUAAAUGAUUCAAACUUAAAUCCAAAAAUUGAGUUGCAGACUAUCGAAGGGAUACAUGAAUAAUAAGUAUAUAUAUUGUAAAAUACUUUAAAGGAAUAUAAAAUCUCUGAUACAAAUUUAAACGAAUCUCUAUAUUCUCAAUUUAAACAGGAAUCAGAAAAUAUAUUACCUUUGAUGCCAAUCCUCUUUAUUCUAGGAUCAUUUGGAUUAAAUUAAGUAUAUCACAUGAGUAAUUAAAUUAGAUAUUUAUAUAAAUGCGAUCAACAAAUCCAAACAAAAUCUCGUAUGUCGGAAUUAAAGAUUGCACAUGGUAAAACGAUUUUAUGAUAUUUAUCUUGAUCUUAGCCAAUGUCUUAUACGAUUAUUUGAUUUGGCAAUUCGGAACCAAAUAAGAGAAACAAUUUAAUUAAAUUAACUUUUUACCAAAAGAAAGAUAUUUUACUCCAAUCAAUAGAUUUUUUAAGAUUUAUGCUGGUGGCUUUUUGGCAGGAUUUGUAUCAGGAUUCUUAGGAAUGGGGGCAGGAUUUGUAAUGGUUCCAACUCUAUUAUACAGUGGAUUAAUCCCAAGAUGUGCUUCAGCUACAUCAGCAUUCAUUUAUUUAAUGAUUUCAUUAAAUAAUUUGAUUACUCUCCUGACUAAUCAUUAUCUAGACUGGCAAACCAUCAUUCUAUUUACUGGAUUAGCUGUAUUAGUAUAUUAUUAUCAAGAUUAUUGGAGGAUCGAUUUUUGCUAAAAUUGGUUAUAUCUUAUUAGCUAAAUACAAAAUUGGAUAUUUUGUGAUCUUAAUUGUUUUUGCCCUUGAUAUAGCCAAUAUCGUUUCAUAAAUAUAUUAUGGAGUAGUCUUUGGUAAAAGAUAUGGGUUGGACUAUCUAACCCAUGCAAAUAAAUAAUGUUAGUGA